Molecule: messenger RNA, 2293 nt
Organism: Nannospalax galili (Upper Galilee mountains blind mole rat)
Lineage: Eukaryota; Metazoa; Chordata; Mammalia; Rodentia; Spalacidae
Product: histone H4
Exons: 1
Coding region: 1970-2281 (103 amino acids)
Biological process (GO): nucleosome assembly
Cellular component (GO): nucleosome
Molecular function (GO): structural constituent of chromatin; protein heterodimerization activity; DNA binding
Source: RefSeq, a predicted model, not a curated record
GGUGUGUCAAGAGCUAUAUAGGACAGAUCCCCUAGGAGGAUAGGAUAGUCUGGUGACAAUAUAUGGUUAGGUGAAGUACCAACCUCAGCUCUGAGAACAGAGUUGUCCCUGUGGAGAUUUACAGCAACUGAGUUAGAUGCUGACUUCUUUUGCAGAUUUUACUUUUAGACAGAGACAGGAUUUCAGGAACCCAGCCCUUCAGCUCAAAAUGAUUCUCAUGUCCAAAGCGGUGUAUUUGUGAGAAGCAAAUUCCUGAUCCCCCUUCAAAUGGGAAGAACAUAGACAUUAUCUCUGUUUCUAUCUAGGUCCCUGACACCAAGCAAGCUGUGUCUGCCUUAGUGUAUGCAAUUUGGUUAUAUUUUCCUUUCUUCCUAGUGUUUAAAUAGUUACAUGCAGGAACUGUUCAUUCUUAAGCAGUUACUGAGUGUUUCCUACACAUCAGUUGAUAAAAAAUAACCAGAAAUCAGUACCUGUAAGGAACACUGUUGGAGGCUGGUUAAGAUACAGAAAGAUGUAAAGUAAUGUGAUAUUUUGCAAGAGCUACUAAAGAAAUAGAAAAGAGCAAGUAGUUUCUCUGCCCAGAAGCAGCAAAAGGAGAGGAAAGAGAUCUGUGAAUUCUAGGUACUGGUUUGGGCAUAUAGACAUGCCAUUGCAGUGAUCCACAGUGGACUAGUCAAUGAAGAGACUUUUGUAUAACUAACCAGGCCUCUGUGUGUAUGUGUGUGUGUGUGUGUGUGUGUGUGUGUGUGUGUGUGUGUGUGUGAAUCCCCCACCGCCUAAGAACCACACCUCAGAGGCCUUAUGUUUAAAGCAUAUGGGGUUUGGAGGUUUUAAGCCUUGAGCCUAAAAUGACUAAAAACCUUCCACAUCUAUCUAUGUGCCCAGAGCUAGAAAGUCUGCAGAGAAACAAUUUAGGAUUCAUCAGCAUAUGUGCUAGACCAAAGAGAGGAAGCAAUGAAUUUACCAGUUUUAAAAAACAGAUGGGUUUCAAAAAAGAAAAAAAAAAUCACCACAAUUCCUUUUGUUAUAGAAAGAACAUUUUCUUAUGAUUCUUCUUCGAGGGCCUGGUAACAACAAACAUACUAGCAGUAAGGAUGCCAGUUAAUUUCGCAGGGCACUUUCUGGUAUAACUGUAUGAAGCAGAUGGCCACUUGCAAAACUGAGCAAACUGUGCUGGAUCCAAGGGGAUUCAGUUUGGGUACCAAAAAAUCCUAACAGAAAGCAAAGGCCGAUCUUAAGGGGCCUAUAGAAAUGGGUGUCCAGCAGAUCCCUCAGGCCACCCUGUGAGCUGCAUGUCCAGCAGAGCUUUGGGGAGGGGUGUGCUGGGACCCACUGACCUCAGUGAGAAAGCUCGGCAGCAUCUUCAGACCAAAUUUCACAGGAUCUCGCUUCUGGGUGGGCUGAAAUACAAAACAGCGACUAGACUCAGAAAUGACAUCCCGAUUCCACACAUCCCAAGUCGGCCUCUCCAGUCAACCAAAUUUUUUGGAACCCCUUUUGCUGCAGUUUUACAUAACUGUAGAUUAGAGUCCUCCUGGGAUGAUUAGAUUCCAGGCUGACCCUUUCUCUCUUCAUAUUUGAAUUCCAUUUUCUCUUCCUCGGGUCUUCUGUCCACUUAGCCUUAAUUAAAUGCCUUCCAGAAGCCUUCACGCUGCAAGAGACAGAGAUGCAAAGAUUUCGGUAUCUAAAAGCGUUAUUUUGGAAAAUGAAUUCUCCCAGAGACGAUGGUAUAUCGAUUUUUUAAAAUUAAAAUAAGAAAAAGAAAACACAAAGGUAGGGCUACGAGGGACCGGUAGAGGGCAGAGACGAGAGAAGAAAAAAGGAAAAUGACGCAAUGUUGAGAGCUGGGACGGUCUAGCAAGCUUCCCGCCCGCGCGCUUUCUGUUUUCAAUCUGGUCCGAUCCUUUUGUAUAUCAGUGGAGAGCCUCCCUCCCCAAGGCUCAGGCUGGUUUCUCAAACUGUGCUUAGCAUGUCUGGUAGAGGAAAGGGUGGCAAGGGCUUGGGCAAGGGGGGUGCCAAGCGCCACCGCAAGGUUCUGCGGGACAACAUCCAGGGCAUCACCAAGCCUGCUAUCCGCCGCCUAGCCCGGCGUGGCGGGGUUAAGCGCAUCUCCGGCCUCAUCUACGAGGAGACUCGCGGCGUUCUGAAGGUGUUCCUGGAAAACGUCAUCCGGGACGCGGUCACCUACACAGAGCACGCCAAGCGCAAGACCGUCACCGCCAUGGACGUGGUGUACGCGCUCAAACGCCAGGGCCGCACCCUCUACGGCUUCGGAGGUUGAGCCGUACUCCGU